Molecule: messenger RNA, 2373 nt
Organism: Danaus chrysippus (African queen)
Lineage: Eukaryota; Metazoa; Arthropoda; Insecta; Lepidoptera; Nymphalidae
Source: the annotation of a GenBank genome assembly
AUGGCUCCUAUACGAUACAGCUUGCACUAUGAAGAUUAUUCCGAACAUUUAAUGUCUAGAUUUGGAAAACUGUUGCAAAUGCAAUCCUUGGUAGACAUGACUCUUAUGUGUAGUUCCCAUACUUUGCGUGUCCAUAAAGCCGUACUGGCAGCGAGUAGUGCAUAUUUCCAAGAAGUGUUACAAAAACAAACGGGGGAACCAUUAAUAAUUUUAAAGAUGAGAUUCAGUGUGUUAAAGUGUCUAGUUGAGUUUAUGUAUUGUGGCAAGACUCAAUGUUUGGAAGAAAACUUGGACGAGCUGGUAUCUGCUGCCCAGUUCCUCAAAAUAAAAGGAUUGUCAAAAGUCACAAAAGAAGGACUCGGUAUAACCAAUCACACUGAGUUGCCCGUGUUCACUCCGCCCGUGGUCAUCAAUCGACCUCCACAAUCACUAAUCGACUUACAUACACAGGACAAUGUGGACCCAAAACCACAAGCGACCCUCUCCACACCCGCCAACCCGCCAGUGGAUGCUUUGAACAGAACUAAUAAGGAUAUGGUUGUCCGUAUACCAUUCGACAUAGAAGGUUCAGGCGCGGAGUACAACGACCCUCGAGCACGACCGAGACGAGGCAGACCUAGCUUUAAGCGUCCCCUCUCGUGGGAGAGCGCAGUAGGAGCCGGUGUAGCGAGUGGGGGGGUGAUGGGAACAGCCUCGGGCUUGGGGCGGGCCGCGGAGAGGGCGCUGCUACGACGGGAACAGGACUCUAGGAAAGCUAUACAUCACCUCAAGCAUCUACAAAGUAGGCACAUGCAGGACUAUAUGGACAGGGUAACGUUAUCACAGGCUGUGAACAGUAUCUGUAACGAUGGUUCAUCCAGCUACCUCAAUAUGGACAAUGAUCUUCUAUACAUGGACCAGACGGUCUCCUCAAACUCCCUCGACCCCACCAACCCGUACUCGAAAGAUCAUUCUCUGGGAAGCGAAACGAUAACUUCAAAUUAUUCAACCUCAAUAACUAGCACGGCCAAUACUACGACGAGUAGUGGAAUUAACACCGCUAUGUCCCAAUAUGUAAAUGCUCUGAAGAAUGCUGGCCUACCGACAGAUUUACCGAUACUGUUUGAAUCUGGAGACGGCUCGUACAUUAACGUGAACGAACAGGUCCUUCUUGACAUGGUGCAGAGUAGCGAAAUACAAUACGAAGUUAUAGAACAACCGAACAUAAUCGAGAAGGUCGCUGACCCUAGUGAAAUCAAAAGCAUAGACGAUCUGUCGAAGUCCAUAGAACGUGGGGAGAUGUUGAUGGGAUCUAAAAACUAUACGACAGCCAGUGACUUCGAUAAAGAGAGCAGCGUACACGAAGAUACAAUACACAGCUUAAACGCUAUUCUACCUGAUAAUUUAGAAUCGUUUGGAGAUCAACAAAAUUACGUGGUCCUAGAUAAAUCACUUCAAGACAGUCGGAACACUAUAGAUCAUGACAGUGCUAAUGAUUUUUCGUGUAUAGAAAACGAUAUGCAGUUCUUUACUAAAUCUAUGAGCGAUGAUGUAAAAAAAUAUUAUGAAGAGCAACAACUGAAUGAUGCGACCACCUCGCUGGACACUAGCUUUAAUAUGUCACUCCUCGAUACAAAAACAUCACAUUUGAGCGACAACAUGAAUCAAUCUUACAACUCCUUGAACACCGACGACAUGAAGAGAAAUGUCGAUUGCUACGACUUUAGCUUACAGUUACCACACGCGACAGACUUUAAAGAAGACGCUCUCGACUGUUUGAUGUCAACGCCGAGGAGAACGGAAAAUCAAGACGGAUAUAUUGAUGACACACUUGAUAAUACGAGAGUUCAAGAGAGAGACGAAAUAAUAAAAGACUUGAUGAACAUUGAGAACAAGAUAGUUAAUGAACAAAUCGAUAAUAAGAGUAACGAGCAGAGCAAGGACACAGCUGACGAUGACUUUGGCGCCAGUAACACUAUCAAGGACAGCAGUAACUUUCCAGAAGUUUCCACCAAUGAUCUACACUGGAACUUAAACACAGAUUCCAGUAAUCACAAGAGUAGCGAUUUUAUAUCAUCAGACUUCAUGGCGCCAUCCACACAAGCAUCAGAAUCAAUAGAAGAUUUGGCUGAGUCUCUCGAAACAGACAAAUGGGAAAUGACGAAUGAAGAUCAAACAGACAAAAAUAAUGUAGUUAAUAAUGAUGAUACAGAAAAACUUGACACAUCAGUGAGUGACAAUAUACCGUUCGCUGUAGGACUCCUGCCACUGAAACAAAUACAGGCGGCAGAAGACGAGAGUUCAUUGAAAAGGAAAAGCCUUUACGACCUAGAUAUGACAGACAAUGAUGAUGCAAAGUGCCUAAAACGGAAAUUAAAAUAUAAAAAGAAAUAA